Messenger RNA from Panonychus citri (citrus red mite), 3797 nucleotides. RefSeq lists its product as uncharacterized. The transcript has 4 exons. The coding region runs from base 621 to 3521 and encodes 966 amino acids. The record is from RefSeq and is a predicted model, not a curated record. Lineage: Eukaryota; Metazoa; Arthropoda; Arachnida; Trombidiformes; Tetranychidae. Gene Ontology annotation, cellular component: plasma membrane. Gene Ontology annotation, molecular function: ATP binding; ATP hydrolysis activity; ABC-type transporter activity.
UAAAUUUAAGUGAAAAACAGAAUAACUGAAAUUAGGGAAAACCCAUUAUAACUAUUGGAGAGAAAGCAAAUCAAUUAAUUAAUCAGUUACAAUUUAGUUGAAAAUCGGUAAAUUAACAUUGAUGAUUAACUAAUGAAAUUAUCGAAAUGAAAAAUUCCCAACAAUCAGCUGAUUAAAAGUUUCGAAAACAAAAAAAAAAGUAAAUCGAUUAUAAUUAUAAACGAAAUUGAUUCUGGAAGAUUUUAUACCAACGUUAAUUGUUCAACGAUCGAGUUAACUGUUUACCAAUUGUUUUCUAAUUUAAUUCUGUUGGUUGUUCUGUUUCAAAUCCAGAGAAUUGGUUAAAGGAAGAUAAAGAAAGAGAAGAGAAGAUGAUAAAAGAAAGAGAAGAAAGAUAAAGAUGAUAAGAGUCUUUCUUUUUUAAUCACCUUUUUCUUUCUUCACUCCUCCUUCACCGGAGAUUGAAGGAAAAGCGUUUCUUUUAUAACAAACGAAGAAAGAGAAGAAAAAGAAAGAGAAGAAAGAAGAUAAAGAAGAUAAAGAAAGACUGCCAAUCAUCGGAUAGAUUUGAGUCUCUGUCACCGCCUUUAAGGAGCACUGAUGAUGAUCAGGAUGGUUACAUGAUGAUGAUCAACAAUCAACAGAUUAUUUCAAUGUUUGUGGAUUGUCAAAACAGUUCAUCACCAUCAUUUUCACCUUCAUCAAUAAACAACGAAACUAAAUCAACAAUUAGCAAGAAAAUUGAACAUUCAAAUCAAUUGAAAAUGAGCUCAAUUGAUCAACAAGAAGACAAUCAUCAUAAUCAUCAUCAUCAUUUGCAUCAUCAAGAGACAAUAACAAUCAACAAAGAGGAUAAACAGAAACAUCAUCAUCAUCAUCAUCGAAAUCAUCUAAUCCAUUCCGAUCAAUUAUCACAUAAUAAUCAUCACAAUCAUCACAAUCACAAUCACCAUCAUCAUCAUCAUCAUCAUCAUAAUCGAAAUAUGGAUUUAGUGUUUGAUAAUUUAAUUCUUUACGAACCAAUUAAAGUGACUUCAAGUAAAUCGUCAAUUUUUUGUUGCAAAUCGACAAUUAAUCAACAAUCAACUUCAUCAUCUUCAUCCCCAUCACAACAACAACAACAUAAGAGUAUAAUCAAUCCUGUUGAUGAUAAUAUUACAAUUACUGUUAAUUGUAAUGAUGAAAGUGAUAAUAAUAUUAAGUGUUCACCCUCAUCACAAUCAGUUAAUUGUAGACGUAUAUUGGACAAUAUUAGUGGCUAUGCUAAGCCAGGUCAAGUGCUUGGGAUUAUGGGUCCAUCAGGAUCAGGUAAAUCAAGUUUAUUAAAUGUAUUAUCUGGAAGAUUAAAGUCUAAUCAAGGUUGUAUCACUUUGGGUGGUGAGAUGAUUAAUAAACGGAUUAAGAGGAGGAUUAACUAUGUCCUUCAACAUGACAUUUUCCUGUCUGAUUUAACACUCAAACAAACUCUUACGUACACCGCUUUACUCCGUUUACCUGAAUCAAUGAGCUAUUUGCAAAAGAUGAAGCAAGUGGACAAUAUAAUUAACCUUCUUGACCUCGGUCAGUGCGAAAACACAAUAAUCGGUGACACUUUACAUCGAGGAUUAUCUGGAGGUGAAAAGAAACGAGCUAACAUUGCAUGUGAAUUAUUAUCAAAUCCAAGUGUGAUGCUAUUAGAUGAACCGACAUCUGGCUUGGAUUCGAGCACUGCCUUAGGAAUAAUGAAAUUUUUAAAAGACUACGCAAUUAAAGAGCGUAAAAUUGUAAUCACCAGUAUUCAUCAACCAUCAUCGCAGAUAUUUUAUCUAUUAGAUAAAUUGUUAUUACUUUCCAAUGGCCAUUUAGCUUAUUUUGGUGAAACCCAUUCGGUGAUACCCUUUUUCUCAUCCAUUGGAUUUGAAAUUACACCAAAUUAUAAUCCAGCCGAUUUUAUGAUGGAAAAGAUUAGGGGAAGCUCGAAAGAUGAAGAGAAAAUUAUAUCAGCUGCUCGACAAUUAAAUAAAUUACCGAUAACCCAACGAUCAAGGCUACCAUCACUUUCAUCUUCAUCAUCACCAUCAUCUCAUAGGAAUAAAUCAGCUUCCUCAAUUGAUCGCCAUCAAAAUGAUUGUGAAAAUCAUUUACAAUCUGAAAAUCAACAUAAUAAUCAUAAUCAUAAUCAUCAUCGUCAUCGAGCUGAUUCUCAUUCCAAUCAUCAUGGGUCACAAUGUGAUGAAGAUGAUAUUGAUAAUCAGGAACAAGUGACAACAUUUAAUAGUGAGUACCAUCCAGUGAAUGAUCAUGAUCGGACUGAUGGAGAUGUUGAUGAAGCAAACCCUCUUUGGCCUGACGGAAGAGAUUCAACUGAAGUAAAUGAUCCCUCUAAACCUCCGGGGUCAACUGAAUUAAGAGUAUUAAUUGAUCCUUGUUGUAAAAAGUUGGCCAAGAUUUACACCAAAAUCGUUAAUGAUGAUGACUCCGGGCGAUCCAGUUGGACCGAGACUGAUCGCUCAUCGACGGCAACCUUUUCUUCCUCCUCAUUAACCGCCUCAACUGAGGAAAUGUAUUACACAGGAAGUGGGUUAAGUCCAUCAUCACGUUACUCAUCAAAUGGUCGACUAACAGGUAAUGAAACUUACGCUAAAUGGCCCACCUCAUUUUGGACUCAAUGUAAAGUAUUAACACAGCGAAAUUUUCACGAAUCAAGAGGUCGAAUGCUUUCCAAAUUAAAUUGGAUACAAGCAAUUGUACUUGGUAUAAUUACUGGUUUAAUUUGGUUUCAAAUACCUCGACAAGAAUCAUCUAUUAACGAUAUUAGAGGUUGGAUGUUUUUCGCCACCUCAUAUUGGAUGCUUUUCGCUCUAUUUGGAACGCUUGUUUCACUUCCACCAGAGAAAGCGGUAGUUAAUAAGGAGAGAGCUUCCGGUUGUUAUCGUUUAUCCGCUUAUUAUAUUGCCAAAUUACUUGGAGAGUUACCAUCAACGAUAACUUUACCAACAGCCUUUUACCUUAUAUCUUAUCCAAUGUUUAGCUUUUACUCCAUCACCACAUUCAUUAUCCAAUGGUUUUUUUUCAUACUCAAUUCUGUUGUCGCUCAAACUAUUGGAUUUGUAAUUGGGGUGACAACAGAUAAUCUUGAAAUUGGAAUGACAAUAUCAGCUCUGUACUCCAUGUCUACCAAUCUGCUUGGAGGAUUUUACUCAUCCCUUAUACCAUCAUGGUUAACUUGGGCUAAAUACUUUUCCAUUGUUCACUAUGCAUUCCAAAAUAUGCAAAUUAUCGAGCUCACCUAUGGACCAACGAUAAAAUGUUCACCGAGUCUUUCUAAAUUUCCAAGCUGCUUGAGACAAAAUGAUACCAUGAAAAUGAAUGAAAGUGAACUGUUCAUAUCGAAAGAUGAAUUGUUAACCGAUUUAGAAACAAUCGGAGGAACAACUGGAUUAACGGCAAUUUGGUUAAACACUUCAAUCUUAAUUGCUUUCAUUAUAAUUUUCCAAAUUUUCGGUUAUAUAACUUUAAGAUAUUUUCGUAAACACAAAUAAUUGAUCAUCGAACAAACAAAAAAAAAGAAACUCUCAUCAUCUUAAUCAAUCCAUCUCAUUUUUGCUUGUGUUCAUCAUUACCAUUCAUCAUCAUCACUCAUUAUAUUUUAUGACCAACAAUUAGUUAAUCACAACCCAUUAACUUAUCAACAAUAAGCUCCUAGAAAAAAAACAAAAUUGUCUCUUGUCCUUAAUUUUUGUUGUGAUUUAAAAACAAAAUACACAAACUUAAUCAUUCAUGACCAUUAAAAUUAAAUUGGUUAAUCCCAUUGGAUA